AUGGUUGAUAACAUCAACAAUAUAUUAGGGUCAAUUAACUCAAGUGAGGAAGGAGGGAAUAAGGAGCAAGAUAGGUUAUUGCCAAUAGCUAAUGUGGGGAGACUUAUGAAGCAAAUUCUUCCUCAAAACGCCAAGAUUUCGAAAGAGGCUAAAGAAACAAUGCAAGAAUGUGUAUCUGAGUUCAUUAGCUUUGUUACUGGAGAAGCAUCGGAUAAAUGUCACAAGGAGAAACGCAAGACAUUGAAUGGAGAUGAUAUUUGUUGGGCUAUGGGAAGUUUAGGAUUUGAUGAUUAUGUUGUGCCUUUGAAGAGGUAUUUGCAUAGGUUUAGAGAAUUAGAAGAAGAAAAAGCUAAUCAAAAGAAGGCUACUGUUGGCAAGAACAUUGAAGAAAGUCAAUGA
Lycium barbarum (goji berry) is the source of this 399-nucleotide messenger RNA. RefSeq names its product nuclear transcription factor Y subunit B-5-like. The record is from RefSeq and is a predicted model, not a curated record. Bases 1 to 399 code for a protein of 132 amino acids. Gene Ontology annotation, molecular function: RNA polymerase II cis-regulatory region sequence-specific DNA binding; DNA-binding transcription activator activity, RNA polymerase II-specific; protein heterodimerization activity. Gene Ontology annotation, biological process: regulation of transcription by RNA polymerase II. Lineage: Eukaryota; Viridiplantae; Streptophyta; Magnoliopsida; Solanales; Solanaceae. Gene Ontology annotation, cellular component: CCAAT-binding factor complex; nucleus. The transcript has a single exon.